Molecule: messenger RNA, 1655 nt
Organism: Sceloporus undulatus (fence lizard)
Lineage: Eukaryota; Metazoa; Chordata; Lepidosauria; Squamata; Phrynosomatidae
Gene: FLOT2
Product: flotillin 2
Exons: 11
Coding region: 16-1278 (420 amino acids)
Biological process (GO): regulation of myoblast differentiation; protein localization to plasma membrane
Cellular component (GO): plasma membrane
Source: RefSeq, a predicted model, not a curated record
CAAGGCAUCUCAUCUAUGGAAGAGGCUGCCACAGGAUGUGGUGGCUGCUGCGGCUCGGAUGACAAACAGUACAUCUAUGGAGGCUGGGCCUGGGCAUGGUGGUGCAUCUCUGACACAAAGAGGAUUUCCCUAGAGAUAAUGACGUUACAGCCCAGGUGCGAGGACGUAGAGACGGCGGAGGGGGUAGCUUUAACUGUCACAGGUGUGGCCCAGGUGAAAAUCAUGACUGAGAAAGAACUCCUGGCUGUGGCCUGCGAGCAAUUUCUGGGGAAGAAUGUGCAAGAUAUUAAGAACGUGGUCCUUCAGACUCUGGAGGGGCAUCUCCGCUCCAUUUUAGGAACCUUGACUGUGGAGCAGAUCUACCAAGACAGGGACCAGUUUGCCAAGUUGGUGAGGGAGGUGGCAGCUCCGGACGUUGGGCGGAUGGGCAUUGAAAUCCUCAGCUUCACCAUCAAGGAUGUCUAUGACAAAGUCAACUACCUGAGCUCGCUGGGGAAGACCCAGACGGCGGUAGUCCAACGGGAUGCAGAUAUUGGCGUGGCUGAAGCAGAGCGGGACGCUGGCAUCCGGGAGGCAGAAUGCAAGAAAGAAAUGCUAGAUGUGAAGUUCAUGGCAGACACCAAAGUGGCCGAUUCAAGGCGUGCCUUCGAAAUGCAGAAAGCCGCCUUCAGCCAAGAGAUCAAUGUGAAGACAGCAGAGGCUCAGCUGGCUUAUGAGCUGCAGGGCGCCAAAGAGCAGCAGAAGAUCCGCCAAGAGGAGAUAGAGAUCGAGGUGGUGCAGCGUCGGAGGCAGAUCGAUGUGGAGGAGAAGGAGAUAAUCCGUAUGGAUAAGGAGCUGACAGCUACUGUCAAGUUGCCAGCAGAGGCGGAGGCACACCGCAUGCAGCAGAUUGCCGAGGGAGAAAAGGUGAAGCAGGUGCUGAUUGCUCGGGCCGAAGGAGAGAAGAUUCGCAAGAUCGGAGAGGCUGAGGCCUUGGUCAUUGAGGCCAUUGGCAAAGCAGAGGCCGAGAAAAUGAAGCUGAAGGCGGAGGCCUACCAGCAGUACGGGGAGGCUGCCAAAAUGGCCAUGGUGCUGGAUGCCCUGCCCCGGAUUGCUGCCAAGGUCUCUGCCCCUCUGUCCAAAGUGGAUGAAAUUGUGAUCCUCAGCGGGGAGAACAACAAAAUGACAUCUGAUGUGAACCGUCUCCUGGCGGAACUCCCUGCAUCUGUGCAUGCCCUCACUGGGGUUGACCUCUCCAAGAUCCCCCUCAUCCAGAAAGCCACCGGAGGCCAGGCCUGAGAGAAGACCACCGGCUGAUGAAGGGCACCCCUCGCCUCCCCACUGACUGCCUUGGACACUGGGAGCUCUUCUUUUAUCAGCGGAGACAGUGGGGUGGGGGUAAGGGAUGGGGCCUACAUUUGGGUGCCUUAUAUUCCUCUGUGGAUCAGAACAUGGCGGCUUGUGGCCGCUGGUCCUUGCAUUUCCAAGAGAGGUCUCCUCCUUUUGUAACUUCUGCUCUGUCGCUGUGCUAGCCAAACCCCUCUUGAUCUCUCUCUCUUUCUCUCUCGUCUGCGCUCUCUUGCAAAGUCUGUGCCUUGAAUGACCACUGUUACCACAUACACACACAACACCCCUCUCUCUGGUCACUACUAUUGGGUGGGUGGGUGGGUGGGUGU